Messenger RNA from Silurus meridionalis, 1824 nucleotides. It is a transcript of the gene ppic, whose product is annotated as peptidyl-prolyl cis-trans isomerase C. Gene Ontology annotation, molecular function: peptidyl-prolyl cis-trans isomerase activity. The transcript is spliced from 5 exons. The coding region runs from base 84 to 707 and encodes 207 amino acids. The record is from RefSeq and is a predicted model, not a curated record. Gene Ontology annotation, cellular component: intracellular membrane-bounded organelle. Gene Ontology annotation, biological process: protein peptidyl-prolyl isomerization; protein folding. NCBI's taxonomy places the organism in Eukaryota, Metazoa, Chordata, Actinopteri, Siluriformes, Siluridae.
AUAUCGAUACCGGAAGUGGACGCCAAAUCCCAGAAAACCUCUGCGUGCAGCCCGUCGGCUAGAGAUCCAUACAAUAUUCAGUCAUGCAAUGGGGAAAUAUGUGUCUGAAAUGCUUUAUUUAUUUGUCGUUUUUAGGAACUGUGGUUUAUUCGAAGAUAAAUGUGGGUCCGAAAGUAACGGAUAAGGUGUUUUUUGACAUCACUGUUGGAGGACACGAAGUUGGCAGAAUUGUGAUCGGGCUUUUCGGAGAGGUCGUGCCCCUGACUGUGAAGAACUUUGUUUCGCUUGCUUCUGGAGAGAAUGGCUAUGGUUACAAAGGAAGUAAGUUCCAUCGUGUCAUCAAGGACUUUAUGAUCCAAGGAGGCGACUUCACAGCUGGAGAUGGAACGGGAGGCAAAAGUAUCUACGGAAAGACGUUUGCAGAUGAGAAUUUUAAGCUAAAGCAUCAGGGCACAGGUUGGGUCAGCAUGGCUAAUGCAGGCCCCAACACCAAUGGCUCACAGUUCUUCAUCACACUGGCACGGGCUCCAUGGCUGGAUGGCAAGCAUGUUGUCUUUGGCAAGAUCUUGGAAGGCAUGACUGUUGUUCAUACAAUUGAGCUUCAGGACACAAAUGACAGGAACAUGCCAUACACAGAGUGUGUCAUAGUGAACAGUGGGAAGAUCGAGGUCAAAACACCAUUCGUCGUAGAAGUGGAGGGUUGGUAGUGUCACACACAGCAGAGCUCAGGACUUCAUUUUCCUCCUCCAUCCUGUAAAGUUCUCCAUUUCCACUUUCAUCCCGAACAGUGUUAGAGUGGUAAGUGAAUCUAUGUCUAACAAAUAGUUUUCAUUUAGAAAUGAGGAAAGCAGACAAUAAUCAUACUUAUCAUACUUGAAAAAUUCUUCAAGACUGUUAAACAACACAUAAAGCUUAUGACUUUGGUUCUCAAGCAUGUGCUAAACCUUGGUUAAUAUUGGUAAAUGGGUUUAAACCUAUUAUCUGGUGCUCUGUAUUGCCAUCCACUUAGCGUCAUGCUGCUGAAUCUCAAAGUUACUAAUCAUUAUUCUCAGAAUUGUAGUUAUUCCCCAGACUGUGCAUGUACAAUACAUAGUAGUUAGGUAUUAAAGCGCAUUAGCCAGUAGUGUUUCAAUAGUCUGUUAGUUCAUUUGUCUAUUUGAACCUCAUUUUGGAAUCAGAUAUUUAAUUCAAAUUAAUAUAAUCGGGGACCCUGAGUAAUAAAUGAAAAGGUCGAGGAUACCGGAAACAUGUAGCAAUCAUAUUUUUACUUACAUCUCUGCUUUUUUCUAUGACAAAGAGAAACAUCAAAUUUGAUUUUAUAAACAUAAUUUUUAAAAAUUGUUUGUGGAAACGCAGCAUGCAUUCACUCAUGUGCCAAACAUGUAUGUUCUUGUAUGCCAAAUUACUGUUUAAAUGUAAAGUGUAUUUGUGUAUUAUAGAAAACGAUUUCCCUUCCUUAAAGCAUUACUUAAUUAGGGAAUCCUAGUGCCAAAAACUAUUCAAUUUGAACUUCUUAUGCCAAUUGAUUGAAUAAAUUUCUUUAUUCUUUGCAAUUGGAAAAGUAGGCUAGUUCUAUUUCUACAGAGUUUUUAAAAAACACUGAAUACAUUUUUUGUAUAUCAAAACUAGCCUGUGUAGUGACCGUGCAAUGUGCAGCAUUUAAUGUAUGUUUAUUCUUGUGCACAAUCUAUUGUUUAUGCUUCCGUCAUUUACUGAUUCUUAUCACCAUUAUUGUUUAUUUUUGAAAUGACUUUUGAUUUUUUAAGUUUAAGAAUAUUUUCCUAAUGCAUAUUCAAAAAAUAAAACAAAAAAAACUAUUAAAAA